GGCGUUAAUGUGUUUUGUGGCACAUUUGCGGAACAAAGUGAUGAUCCGGGUUUCCGAUGCGGCUCUGUGUUGCGAUGUCUUUCCGCCGUGUUUAUAAAGAUGUUGUAGCCGGAGUCGUCACACUGGGACUCGUGUUUGUCGGCGGCUAUUUCUUUGGGCGAAAGAAGUCUUCCAGAAUGAGUAUCUUCAAAAGUCACAGUGGAAAGGACAACCCGCUGCUGCAGUACGUCCUCAGUCACUCCCUGAGGGAGCAUCCAGCCCUGAAAAAACUCCGACUGAGGACGAUGGAAGAUUCCCUUAACAUCAUGAUGGUCGCCUGUGAACAGUCCCAGUUCAUGGCCAAUCUCAUAAAACUGAUCAAUGCCAAAAAAGCAGUAGAGAUCGGUGUGUACACUGGUUACAACACUCUGAGCAUUGCACUGGCUCUGCCUGAUGACGGGGUCAUCGUGGCGUGUGACAUCAGCGAAGAGUUUACCAAUAUCGGCAAACCUUUCUGGAAAGAGGCUGGAGUUGAACAGAAAAUUGAUCUCCGCAUUCAGCCAGCACUGCAGACUUUAGAUGACCUCCUGGCUGCUGGUGAGGCCCAAACAUUUGACUUUGUUUUCAUCGAUGCCGACAAAACUAAUUAUGAGAACUACUACGAGAAGUCUCUCCAGCUGCUGAGAAAAGGAGGCAUCAUUGCUAUUGACAACGUGCUGUGGGGCGGGCUUGUGUUGGACACCCAAACUAACAACGACGUGGACACCGUGGCCAUUGACAGACUCAACAAGAAGCUGCACCGGGACACCAGGAUCAGCCUGAGCAUGCUGACUGUGGGGGACGGACUCACGCUGGCUGUCAAACUGUAGAUCGGCGAUGAGUGGGUGGAUAUUGUAGAGGUAGACGUAAUCGGCAAGGCCUGUAUGUCGUAC
Thalassophryne amazonica is the source of this 911-nucleotide messenger RNA. Its product is annotated as catechol O-methyltransferase domain-containing protein 1-like. Bases 57 to 848 code for a protein of 263 amino acids. Gene Ontology annotation, molecular function: S-adenosylmethionine-dependent methyltransferase activity; O-methyltransferase activity. NCBI's taxonomy places the organism in Eukaryota, Metazoa, Chordata, Actinopteri, Batrachoidiformes, Batrachoididae. The transcript is spliced from 7 exons. The record is from RefSeq and is a predicted model, not a curated record.